UGGCAGAAACUGAAGGCACCGAACAGCAAAAAGACCGCCCAGCAAUUUAUGACUUUGAAGUUCCGGUUAUAGUAGGUGGAAAAAAAGGUAAAGCCUUGUGCGACCAGAUAAAGGUUUAUAAUGAAACGAGAUUAAUUAAGAAAGAAGAGAGAUUAGGAGUUUUAAGUGAAAAGGAAAUGAAAGAAAUUGGUGAGAAAGUUUUAGCAUUUCAAAAGGGCGGCGUAGGAAAAUCUACUUUAGCCCGUGCUUUGGCUGUAGAGGCUACCCGAGCCGGUUUAAAAACUCUGCUCGCGGAUUGUGAUCCAGGGCAGGAGACUAGUUAUAAGUGGAGUAAGAGGCGAGAACGGGAGCCUAAAGUUGCAGUUCAAGUUUUUAGUGAUUUUGCUACGGCCUACCAAGCCGCUCAAAAAGGAAAAUAUGAUUUACUAAUUAUUGAUGGUCCGGCUAUGAUUAGUGCCAUGACCAAGGAGAUUGCCAAGCAAGCUGAUUACAUUAUCCAACCCGUUAAGCCUUAUUUAGAUGACUUAGAACCUGCUGUGGUUGAUUAUAAUUCUUUAGUCAAAGCAGGGAUUAAGAAAGAUAAAUUAAUUUUGGCUCUUAAUCAAGUGCUUAAUACUAAUAGUGAAAAAGAUGCUCGGGAUUAUUUAGCCACCACUCCUUAUAAAGUGCUUAAAAAUAGUUUGCCUGAGCGAGUUAGUUAUGGACUGGCUCAAAAUGAAGGUUGGGCUAUUACUGAAAUAUUGCAUCCCUCGCUAAAAACUAAAACUGAAAAAUUUUUAGAAGAAUUAAUCAAUACUAUUACUUAA
Molecule: messenger RNA, 806 nt
Organism: Racocetra persica
Lineage: Eukaryota; Fungi; Glomeromycota; Glomeromycetes; Diversisporales; Gigasporaceae
Source: the annotation of a GenBank genome assembly